This is a messenger RNA of Phytophthora nicotianae INRA-310, 1925 nucleotides long. RefSeq lists its product as hypothetical. The record is from RefSeq and is a predicted model, not a curated record. Bases 1 to 1812 code for a protein of 603 amino acids. The transcript has a single exon. NCBI's taxonomy places the organism in Eukaryota, Oomycota, Peronosporomycetes, Peronosporales, Peronosporaceae.
AUGAGGUCCUUUCGAAGCCCUGCUGCUUCACUUGCAGCCGCUGUCGCUACACUAGCUCUUGUGUCUGCAGUCGACUUCAAGAGCGGCGUAAGUUCCUCCACCAAGACCUCGACAGCCGAGCAGACAUCCGUCGAGCAAACCUCCUCGGACAACGCCGUCAGUCUUGCACCAGUGGAACCAGUCGCUGCUUGCUCAGAUCUGUUAGCUGUUGAUAUCACCGCUAUUGGUGGUGCCGGCAGUAACAUUACCGCAGCCGAGGAGAGCGAUAGCGAUGGCACCACCUAUUGCUCGGUUACGGGUAACUUCGCAUCAUCUGCGGGUUGGCAGGUAAUGCUUCCCGUGGCGAAUUGGACGCAGCGCUACAUGCAAGUCGGAUGCGGCGGCUUGUGCGGCAACAUCAACAUCCAGCCAGGCGCAGCUGACGGUUCUGCUCAAGUGACCAACGGUGAGUUCGCGUUGGCCUCCUCGGACAUGGCAGGUGGCUCCGAUGGCGAGUUCGGCCUUGAUGAAGACAGACGAGUGGCCUUUGCGUACCUGGCUGUUCAUCAGACAGCCGAGACGGCUAAGAAGCUGAUCAAGGCCUAUUAUGGCCAGGAAGCAGCAUAUUCGUAUUUCAACGGUUGCUCCGAUGGUGGUCGUGAGGCUGUCAUGGAAGCCAUCCGCUACCCGAACGACUUCGACGGUAUCAUCGCUGGUGCACCCGCCAUGCUCUUCACAUUCCAGAACAGUUUUCACCACGGAUGGCUAUCAGUUAGCAACACCGACAACGAAGGAAAGCGCAUCGUCAUCGCUGACCGCGCUUCAAUUCUGCACGAUGCCGUCGUCAAAGCUUGCGACUCUCUUGACGGUAUCGAAGACGGCCUCCUGUCCGAUCCCAGACUCUGCAACUUCGACCCGUCGACGAUCGAGUGUGCCGCGGACGCUACCGACAACUCUACGUGCUUGACGUCAGCCGAAGUGACGGCCGUGACCAAUUUCUACAAUGGUCCGAAAGAUAGUGGAAAGUACCUGACAGUCGGAGAGGAGCAGUACGGAUCGGAGUUAGCUUGGUCCGGUGUCUUCGUCUCGGACUCGUACACAGGCGACAUCAUGAGCACCAACACUGCGCUUGCUGCCAUCAAGUACUUGAUCUUCGAAGACUAUCCGGGCGAUAACUACACCUUGAGCGACUUUGACUUCACUAAAUCCACCAUCGAUCUGUUACGUGCACGCCAUCCUCUUCUCGAUGCCGUGAGUUCGGAUCUCUCGAAAUUCCACAAGGCCGGAGGCAAGCUCAUCAUUUGGCACGGUUGGUCAGACCCGCACAUCUCGCCGCGUACGACCAUUGCCUACCACGAAGCAUUGCAAAAGACCAUGGGCAAAAAAGUGCUGAACGAGUUCGAGCGUCUGUAUCUUCUUCCUGGAGUGUAUCAUUGCGGAAACGGUGAAGGUCCGUCUGCGAUCGAUUUGGUGACGCCCAUGCUGGAAUGGGUAGAGUCUGGUACUGCGCCCGAAGCCAUUGAAACGAGCACGCCGACCAACACGGGCGAGAGCAAGUUCGGUCAGUGGGCCAAGUCUGGUUCUGGCUCUGGCGGACCCCCUUCUGGCUCGGCUCCGCAGCGUAAUUUGGAGGCGGAGGCAUCUUCUUCGGGAUCGGCAGCUACGACCGUCACGCGCCCGGUUUACCCGUACCCCGCAGUGGCCAAGUACAAGGGCACUGGUGAUGUGAAUGAUGCUGCGAAUUUCGAAAAGGGCAGUGCGCUUUACACGAAGCCCACUCGUUCCUGGCUGGGAGAGGACUUCUUCAACCCGUACACGCCCACCAAGGCAUAAAACGCCAGACAGUAGUAAGUGAGCACGAAGCUGACCCCACUUCGUAGUAUCUCAAGAUAUUACUACUUACAUGAUGAGUUAAAGUGUCGUUGAAGUGGAUGUACUGCUGCUGU